GAUCGAGCAGCCGACGCAGGCAGACGCUGGCGAGUAUGUCUGCAUGGCCACCACGACUGAAGGAACUGCAGUGGGCACUGCACACCUCACAGUGCUGCCUCGCGGUCCUGGUCGCAUCCUGCUGGUGGUCAUGGGUCUGCUCGGCUCGAUCGCGGUGGUCGCCGUCACCGCCGCCGUCGUAGCGACGUACAGACGACGCCGGCGACGGCGACGCGGCGGAGGCGUUAAGCCGACGCCCCCCGGUGGCGGCUACGUGGGGAGCGGCCACCACCCUGCCUCGCAGGCGUCUGCGACUCUGCUGCCUACGGAGGACUGCCACCGACAGUCCGUUUGCAAGAACGGCGUGGCGCCCUCGCUCAACGGCGGCUUCAACCCCCGGUGCGUGAGGCCGCCGUGCGUGCAGGGCAGAGUCGGCGACAGCGGGGCGCUGCCUCCCCAGCAGGAGGGCUUGACUGGCAGGUAUCAGGAUCCUGGAAGCGCUUCAGUAUAUCUGUCAGGACAGCAAGGCUUGAACGAUAGCAGCGGUGGUUCGGAUUACAAGCCUCCCCUCACCCCUCUCGCGGACUACCACCACCACCAUCACCACCACCAGCUACAGCAACAACAGCCAUACCAGCAAAUAGCCUCACCUCAACCGUACCACGUACCACCACAACAAUAUCCACUUCCACCACAGCAACAUUUAUUGACGACUCAACAGCCUUGUGGUUUGUCACAACCGCAGCAUCAGUACCAGACACCUCUACAGCCGUGCAGUGGUAGCGUACCUCAAGUACCACAGCAGUUACAGUACCAUCAGCUGGACGUCAUAUGAGAUCAGGCUUCUGUACCACUGAGCAAGAAGAACCUCAAGCGCCAUCAGGAGCUGCUUGCGAAGCAGGAUCACGUCUAGAGCAGCGCUUGUGUUCUACCUCGUUUCUGCAGACUCCAUGUACGACUAAUGCGUAUAUGCAAUUCUGGCUACUUUCUGCACUGAUGCUAUGCUAUGUUGGAUUAUAAAUUUUUAAUUCGAUUGUAUUGUUUCAUAGAUUCUUAAUGAUGACAACAUAAAAACUAGUGACAAACUUAGAAUUGUUUGUACCGAAAUUCUGCGCUGCUUUCAGCAGAAUACGGGAUGUAGGCAUAGAGUUGCCCAUAGCAUCACAAUCUGUCGGUAAUUCGUAAGUCCAAAACCGAUCCAUCAACAAGUAAAUGUCCAACAAUCGCAUAUCCAUCAACAUCAUGGCGUUGAUUCUGCUCCAGCUAUAAUCAUGCCAAAGGGGUCUCAGAAAAAAUUUUUUAUUAGAAAAAAUGUGUACUUGGUAAGCAGUUAAAGGUGCAAGUGUUCUUCUUGCUCAGUGGUACAGAGGUCCUUAAAGUCCAUGAACGAAUUUUCAAUUGAAAUGUCACGAAGCCGUUCGGCUUCUUCAUGUUUUUUCAUUUAUGGCAUGCAGGCGGCAAUAGGGAGAUUGUAAAUAAUAUUUCUGUAGAAGUAUCAUAUUUUCCAGGAAGGAAGGUCAUAUUUUCCAGUGAGCUUCGCUUUGCAGAGCUUGGUAGCAACAAAAGCUUGGUAGCAACAAUAAUUUUUUGGCGUCACGUAUGGCGUAUGAAGCCAAAUACUAAGAAUCGUUAACUAAGGAUUUUUCUAUUUUUAUUUGAGCUGUGGAUAUACGAAUCUCGUAGCAAAUAUUUAGGGAUUACAUUUUAAUAAUCUUAACUUCUGUGAUCCUAAAAUUCCUAAUUUGAAUUGCAACAAAUGUUUUUGGAGCGAACAAAAUUUUUUGUGAUAAGUAAAAUUCAACUUUGUAAUGUGACAAAACUCGGAAUUUGUAAUACUUAUGCGUUCUUUUUUCCGUUAACAGAAAGGAGAGAUCUUAUCAAUUUAAAUCAUGUAGUAGAUGUCUUCGUUGUGUCGUUGCGGAUUCGAACUUGCCGGUCGUUCAGCUUGGUAAUCUUUUUUAUGUAAUCGGUGUGCGGACAUCUUGAUAGCAGAUAUCGGGCAGGGCAUGACUGUACUGUGUAUGCAUUGUAUUACUCAGCACGGUAGUGUUAAGUCCAUGUCAAUCGAGAAUAUUUUUAUCUAGUCUUGUAGCUUUAAGUGAAAUUUAUGGUAAAAUAUUGAAAUUUGUAACGAUUUGUCCAAGUAAGUUGAACGUGGUAAUUUUUAUGGCGUUCGUUGCUGCAGUGAUUAAAUGUCAGAGAACUGGGCAUGGAUAAUUCUGCAAUCAACAAUCUAUUCUAUUGUGAUGUUGGCGCUCUGAAUGAGCGAUAUGACGUAUCCAAUAUUCAUUAUUAAUUUGAUAGUUAAUUUCUCAUUUUGUGAUAAACGCAAGAUUCACGGAGGGUUGUCACUCAAUCACGUGUAGAAUCAUCUUAAUGUAAUAUAACUUGAAGGAAAAUAAUUGCUUUACGUUUGAUAAAGUUGACAAAAAAAAUGCGUAGAUUUAUCUUUCGAUUAGCUUGUAAUAACGCGCUGAGGAACUCCUGGCAGCAUUCACAGAUCGUUUAUCCAUGUAAUGUAACGGCAAGUAAAUUUCCUACCUACGA
Molecule: messenger RNA, 2526 nt
Organism: Hyalella azteca
Lineage: Eukaryota; Metazoa; Arthropoda; Malacostraca; Amphipoda; Hyalellidae
Exons: 4
Coding region: 44-814 (256 amino acids)
Source: RefSeq, a predicted model, not a curated record